AUGUCAUCAGAACUAUUAUAUUGCACAUUAGCUCCAGGAGGUCGUCCAUCUUCAGGAGGUGGCGGUCAUGGUGGUGACGACGGUCCAUCGGAACCAGCCAAUUAUAAUUUUGAAUAUGCUGUAUUAGAUGAUGGCAAUGAUUUUGGUCAUAAAGAAAUGCGUGAUGGUGAUGUAGCUAAAGGAACAUAUUACGUGGUAUUACCUGAUGGUCGUAAACAAACUGUUGAAUAUGUGGCUGAUCAAGAUGGAUACAAACCAAAAAUAAGUUACGAGGAUGGAUUCCCAGCUUAUCAAGGUUCACCAGGUGGAUCAGGCGGUGGCAAAAAUGAAGGUUAUAAAUAUUAA
This is a messenger RNA of Chrysoperla carnea, 345 nucleotides long. RefSeq names its product pro-resilin-like. Gene Ontology annotation, cellular component: extracellular matrix. Bases 1 to 345 code for a protein of 114 amino acids. The record is from RefSeq and is a predicted model, not a curated record. The transcript has 3 exons. NCBI's taxonomy places the organism in Eukaryota, Metazoa, Arthropoda, Insecta, Neuroptera, Chrysopidae.